UACGCUGUUUCUCCUUCAGAACAGAUCGUGUGGCCCUUCCCUCUGUCAUCUUAUUCUUAAAUAUAAAUCAUGGAGAAUGAAGAUAAAGUAAUUGAACAUGAAGAUUCAGAACCAUCCACAGGGGUGAAUCACACAGCCUCCAUGUAUCAAGAAACACAGGAGGAAACAGUUAAGAACCCCAGAAGUAUAGAUGGAAAUGAAUCAACAAGAGGAAGUAACCUACUGAGUAGCAAUGAAUCAAUGCUCCAAGGAACACCAGCUGAGCCAAAUAAUUUGCCAAGACUAAGGCAAAUAUUUGCUUGCCCUCCACAUGGUCUACUGGAUAGAGUAAUAACAAACGUUACCAUGGUCGUUCUUCUAUGGGCUGUUGUUUGGUCAAUUACCGGCAGUGAAUGUCUUCCUGGAGGAAACCUAUUUGGAAUUAUAAUCCUAUUCUAUUGUUCCAUCUUUGGAGGUAAACUUUUUGGGCUUAUUAAGUUACCUACGUUACCUCCACUGCCUCCUCUUCUGGGCAUGCUGCUUGCCGGGUUUCUCAUCAGGAAUAUCCCUGUCGUCAGUGAUAACGUGCAGGUCCAACACCAGUGGUCUUCUGCUCUGAGAAGCAUAGCCCUGUCUGUCAUAUUGGUUCGCGCUGGCCUUGGGCUUGAUUCAAAUGCCCUGAAGAAGUUGAAAGGUGUCUGUGUAAGAUUAUCCAUGGGUCCUUGUCUCGUAGAGGCGUGCACAUCUGCUGUUCUUGCCCACUUCCUCAUGGGUUUACCGUGGCAAUGGGGAUUUCUGCUGGGUUUUGUUUUAGGUGCUGUAUCUCCAGCUGUUGUGGUGCCUUCAAUGCUCCUCUUGCAGGAAGGAGGCUACGGUGUUGAAAAGGGCGUCCCGACCUUACUCAUGGCUGCUGGCAGCUUCGAUGACAUCCUGGCCAUUACUGGCUUCAACACCUGCCUGGGCAUGGCGUUUUCCACAGGCUCCACAGUUUUUAACGUCCUCAAGGGAGUUUUGGAAGUGAUCAUUGGUAUGGCAGCUGGAUUGCUUCUUGGAUUUUUUAUUCGGUAUUUUCCAAGCGGUGACCAGGACAAACUGGUGUGGAAGAGAGCAUUCCUUAUCUUGGGGCUGUCUGUGCUGGCUGUGUUCAGCAGCACGUAUUUUGGUUUCCCUGGAUCAGGAGGACUGUGCACGUUGGUCAUGGCUUUCCUUGCAGGCAAGGGAUGGGCCAGCCAAAAGGCAGAUGUUGAAAAAAUUAUAGCAGGAGCCUGGUACAUCUUUCAGCCCCUUCUCUUUGGAUUGAUUGGAGCAGAGGUGUCCAUUACAUCUCUCAGACCAGAAACUGUAGGCCUUUGUGUUGCCACCCUGGGCAUUGCAGUAUUGAUACGAAUUCUGACUACAUAUCUGAUGGUGUGUUUUGCUGGUUUUAACAUAAAGGAAAAGAUAUUUAUUUCUUUUGCAUGGCUUCCUAAGGCCACAGUCCAGGCUGCAAUAGGAUCUGUGGCUUUGGACACAGCAAGAGCACAUGGAGACAAACAGUUAGAAGAAUAUGGAAUGGAUGUGUUGACAGUGGCAUUUUUGUCCAUCCUCAUCACAGCCCCUAUUGGAAGUCUGCUUAUUGGUUUGCUAGGCCCCAGGCUUCUCCAGAAAGCUGAACGUCACAAUAAAGACGAAGAAGAUGAGAUAAAGUCCACCCGAUUUUAGAGGUGAAAAGAGAGAAUGCUGAACAUUAUCCUCACAAAGCUACUUUUAUCUAGAUGGAUAUUGAAAUAUGUAAUGUGUAAGCUUAAAAUGUAAUAGACCCAAAAUUGUGGCUAUUUUUUUGAACAGCUUUUCUAGUCAUUACCCUUUCUGUAUGGAGUUGGGGGGGUAGUGUUCUACAUCUCCAACCUGAUCUCUGCUUUCUUUUUCUUUGUUCAAACACCCGUUCAUCAUUAUAUCUUGUGUAGGGACAUACACACUUUAAUGUACUGCCGCAAUUUGAUUUCAGUAUCCUGUCCUGCUAGCCAACAGGAUACUGAAAUCUAACGUGCUAUUACCAUCUCACUCCUUCCCCUACGCUCUGGAUCACUGUGCAGCCUUAAUCAUGGCUUUAAUUCUUUCUUUUUGAGCCCAAAGAAAGAGUUCUGAUUUCCCUAUUCAAACUAAUAUUCAUGUCAAUCUUUUAUACCUUGUAUAUAAAGCCACCUUCGGUCACUCACAUUUAAGAUCUCAUUCUCUGAGCUUCAUACGGCACAGGGAACAGUCUUUCCCUUUCCCUUCCCCAGCAGUCCCAUCCCAGUUUCAAGAUUCAUGGUCACCUAGCGUCUCAUGCCUCGAAUUGUUUCGGGCUCCUCUUUUCUUGUUUGUUUUUAAAUAUCAUAAUACAUUCCCUCAUCCGUUUCUCCCUUCCCUGCUAAUCUGCCUCUUCUCCAUUUCUACUUAACUAUCUUUCUGUGAAUUAGUGUAACUGAUUGGUCCCACCCAAAUUUUAAAGUACACAGAUUGUCUUCAUUGGUUCUUCCUCUUGCACCUGGUCUAGACGUCAGACCUUAUCCUACCCCGUAGCUGGCUACAUAGAGCCCCCAUUUCAGUGGCCCAUCUGAGUUUGCCUGCACCUAAGGAGUGCCCUAAUCCAGCCCUUCCUUAUUUGUUCCUUGUGAUCCACGUCUUCAGGCUCUCCCAGUUCUCUAGGUGAGAGAUUGCUAAUUUUCAAUUCUAUGCCAACCUCAUCAAUAUCCUAUUAAUCAGGGUAAGGUAAGCUGCUAUAAUGAAGAACAAAAAAUAAAAUACUUUAAAUAUAGAAAUUUAUUUCCUUCUUAUGAAACCAGCUGACUAGUUGAUGAUGGCAGUGUUACUCUGCUCAUGAGGUCUACUCACUCAGAGACCCGUGUCCUUCUGUCUUAAGGCUCUGCCAUGCCCCAGCUUAGGAUGUGGGUUAAAGAUGGAUCUCUCCCAUGUCCCCUUUCUAGUCCUCAGGAUGAAGGAAAAAAGAAAGUCCAAGGCAACCAAUUUAUUUUUAAGGAAGUGAUGUGAAAGUUGGACACAUCUCUCCUUUUACAUUCUAUCCGUGACAUCCACGCCCAGCUGUGAAGAGGCUGAGAAGUGUUCUCUCUCACUAAGCAUUCCCACUCCCUGGAGGUGGAAAGAUCAGAUUUGAGAGCCAUUCUAUUGGGUUUUACCAUCACUCAGUAGCAUAUUCUUUCAGGUUAACAAGGGCUGUAUGAAGAUAGUACCUUUAAUCAAAAGAAUGACUUCUGUGCCAGGAAUUUCAUUGUGACGUGCCAGCACAGAAGAUAAGAAGAAAGGCUUAUCUGCAGAAGUCACAUUUUAUCCCACUUAGUCAAAAGCAGACCAUCUCUGCUUUUGUGUUUCACCCAAAAAUUCCCUUUACUCUAGGUCAACUCCUGCCUAGUUGUUAGAAUAAUCAUGUUUAAAUAAAUAAGUCAUUAAACUCCCUAAGGGUCUGAUUUAAUAGGAAUGUAAAAAGCGUUAUAGGUGCUCUGACAGAGUGUAUGUAGGGUGCAUAGACCCUUUAUUAUUAGACUAACGUGUCAUAUUGAAAUAAACAUCUUGUCAUUAGGCUACCUUUCCAGCCCCUUCCACCAUGACUUUCACGUCUAUUCCAAACUAGCUUUAUUUUUAUGUAAGCUAACAUAAUAUGAAACCAUAACGGUCUUCAUUUUUAUGUCACCUCAACUCUGGUUAUUCUAUGGGACUGUAUUCCCUUAGUGUUUAUGUUCUCCAUUUGGACUGGAUUAAUUUAUACCAAAGAUCAGAUGGAUGAACUUUCUUGGCUAGGUGCCCCCUGUGGGUAGCACCAUAAGCUUCAUGCUUAUGUGGUCUUCUGCUGAAAGUAGAUUCAUUCAACAAAUACUUACUGAAAGCCUUUGGUGACCCAGGCACAUCAUGAAGAUUAAUAUUGUUCCCAUCUUUAAGGAUCAGACAGUCUGCUAGAGGAGAGAGACCAUUAAACAAGAGAUUGAAAAAAAAAUUCAAGAACAAGAGAUUGCAAAAUAGUGUAAGUGCUGUGAUAAGCACAGGGGUGCCAGGGGCUCGUGGCAGGAGCCCCCACCAAUCCAGGGGGAACUGCAGUUUAGGCACAGCCUCCGGAGAAAGUAGGACCUCGGCUGGGACACGACUCAGCAAACGGUACAUGAGGCUGAAGGGUGCCGCAGUGAGUGCCCUGUUCACUUUUCUCCAUGUAAUAGGCUUUGAAUACUUACUAGCUAAUACAACAUACAGUUAGUAUAAGUAAAGGAGAAUGUUGUUAUAAAUAGUUAAGUCCCCAAAGAAUUAGAAAUGGAAAAUCGCAGGGUACAGAAACCGUUAGAGGGCCCAGGAAGCCACUGCCAAUUGCCUAGACCAUCCACAGAGCGCGCAGCAACCCCUUCCUACGUCUCUUUGGUGGGCGGCCACCAACCACAUCCCUGCAACUCUCUGUCCAGUAGUGGUCUCUGCAGGGCUCACCGUGAGGUCUAAGAUUUGUCACCACAUUGCAAGUCACAGCCCUUGACUUGGUGUGUUAACUUGAUAGAGAGUGUUGACUCAGACCAACUAAAUUAACCCCACCCCAACCACAGACAGAAACCAUUACCCUAACCUCUGGGUGCCUGAAAGAAAGGUGUGCCCUAUACAUGCUUCUGUCAGAGUUCUUAUAGUACUUCUUUCAGUUUGGUUAUAUGUUUGUCUCCUAUGAGCCCCUGAAGGGUGGAGCGUUAAAUCUGUUAUGGUGGGAUCCUCAGCACAGUGCACAGGGCAUGGAAUACAGCAGGCAUUUAGUAAAUAUUCAUUCACUGAAUCAGUGAGAGGACAUUCUCUCCCAGUAUGGGAGAAGUAGCUGCCAUUAAACAGUUUAGAUCUUAGUCUGCUCGGGCAACUACAACAAAAUGCCAUAGACCAAGUGGCAUAAACAACAGAAAAUUUUUUCCUCACAGUUCUGGAGGCUGGAAGUCAAACAUGAGGGUAUCAGCAUGAUCCGGCUCCAGUGAGGGCUCUUUUCCUGACGUGCCAAUAGCCUUCUCGCUCUCUCCUCACGUGGUGGGGAGAGAAAUGGGGAUGGAGAGAAUGUGCAAGCUCUUUGGUGUCUCUUCUUACAGUCACUGAUCCCACCAUGGGGGCUCCACCCUCAUGACCUCACCUAAUCCAAGAACCUCUCACAGACCCCAUCUCCAAAUACCAUGGCACUGGGGGACUAUGGCCUCAGCUUAGGAAUUUGGCAGGGAGACCACAUAGUUCAGUCCACGGUGAGGUGUCCUACUCCCAAGGACAGGGCUAAACAAACACUAAAUUCAUGUUCUUCAACACCUUCUUUUUUCUAGAGUUUGUGCCAUCUGUCUCCCUUUUAAGAAGUGUGUUUCCUUCUUUCUUUGUUUUUAGGCAAACUAAUUAGGCUUCAGCUCUUUAAGUUCUUUUCACAUUCCAGUGCUUUUCUCUCUGGUAUUAACUUCAUAUAACCUUGAUUAGACUUGAGUAUUUUCAAAAUGUCCUCAGUCAUACAUUUGCAAAUGAUCUCAUCCAUUACAUUCUUUAAAAACAGUAUUGAUUAUUUUUGUCUGAUCACAAAAUAAUACAUUUCAUUGCAUAAAAUUCAAAACACAGAAAAGAACAAAAAAGAAAACUGAAACUACUGUUAACGUAAACACCCGUUUUAUUUUGAUUGUGUUAAAUUCUACUCUUGCAGUUCUGGGGAAUGUUUUGUUUUCAGAAAGAUAUAUCAUCCACUGAAUUAUUUGGGUGAAAGGCAACAUAAAUACUUUUUAUUUGACUUCUGUGAAGAUAUAUAGAUUGAAGAAUUUUUGUUGUAUAUAAUGAAUGCAAAGCUUUCCCAAAAUAAUUUAUUCACCUGGUAAUACUCAAAUGUUUAUUUUGCAGUGAAUAAAACAGACAAACCCCUGCCUUUAUGGAGCUUAUGUUUUAAAAUCCAUUCAUUUACUUGCCCAAAAUACACUUGUAACUUGUCUACCAUGUACCAGUUAUGCUAGGUGCAGGAGAAUAUAUGUGAUUAAGAAGAUAUUCAAGGGUUCUGUUUGAUGGAACUUGAAUUUCGAGUGGGUAUUAACUCCAUGAGGAAUACAAAUAGGAAUAAGACGUGAUACUUGCCUUCAAGACUCUUACAAGGAAAUAAGAUGUGUACAAAUAGCUGUAACCCAAAUGAAUGAUUCAAAACUAUUCUCAGUGAGGAAAAUUUCUUAAAGGAGGUGAUACUUUAAUUGGACCUUGAAGAGUAGCUGAUUCGGAUUGAUGAGUUGAUACGAGGGAGCAAGUGAAGAAGGGAACAGCUAGUUAGAUGGCCAGGAUAUUAGCCAAGUUUGAAAACAGUAAAGCCUGGGGUAUGGUAAGUGACUGACACUUAAUGGUGAUAAAGCGAAUUAGUGAAAGGUAAGACUGGAAAAGCAAACUGGCACUUAAAUCAUACCAGAUAGAUUACUGACAAAAUUUCUAUUUUUAUUGUAGUGCUUUCAGAAGUACAGAACCAUUUAUAUAGAAGAUAUUUUUGAAACUACCUUCAUUUUGAACUUAGUUGAAACUGCUGUCAUGAAUAAAGUUCUCUUUGUUCUUCAAAAGUUUUACUUUUAAUGGCAUUGUUGCAAAUAUAACCAAUUUAAUUAUUUUAACAUACUAUUGUUGUUUCUACCCAAAAAAGGCUUUUUUAGAUGUUUUUUAAGUGAUUAUUAUUAAAUUUUCAUUAUAUUGUCUUUAAAUAAGUGAAGGACUUUGUUUUCGAAAUGUUUCAGAACAUUAUAUUUCUUUUUGUUGGUUUUCUGGGGCGGUUGGGUUUUUUGGAGAACAUUAUAUUUCUGUAUGAAUAAUCUACAUAGUUCUCUUUAGCGGAUGGGAAUUGCUUCAUGCCAUUUUGGGAGCAAGUAAUAACAUAUGUUUUAGUUGACUAACUCAAAUUAAAUAAUGGCCUGAGCCUUCUGACCUGGUGGUAAUUCCAAAA
Molecule: messenger RNA, 6898 nt
Organism: Vicugna pacos (alpaca)
Lineage: Eukaryota; Metazoa; Chordata; Mammalia; Artiodactyla; Camelidae
Source: RefSeq, a predicted model, not a curated record